AUGUCAUCAACCGGAAAAUGCUUUGAUAUCGGUGUAGCUACGAGUCAAUCAUUGCAAGAAUUCGAACGUCGUCAAAUGAUUCUUGUUAAGAAAUACAACAUCUCUUGUGAAGAAAUAGACUAUAUUUCUGAUGAAAAAGACUUCAUCAAUGAAUUCAACGUCUAUUGUAGCGAGAAUGGAGUUGCCGGUAAUGGAGCGCUUAUGCGUCUUGCACCAGUACCGCUUUUUUUCUAUCGAUUUCCGCCAUAUGCUGUAGAAUAUUCGGGUCGUAGUGGACGAAUCACUCAUGGUGAUGUAAAAGCUUAUGAUGCCUGUCGUUAUUAUGGUGCUCUCAUUGUUGCUGCUCUUCAGGGCUACACAAGAGAUCAACUUCUCGAUAGAAAGUUUUAUUCGAAACAUAUCGAAUGGUUUAAUGGAAGACCUCUGUGUAGUGAGAUUAAACAAAUUGCUGAAGGUUCUUAUCAGAAACUCGGUGGAUAUGAGGAUGGAAUUCGAGGCAAAGGAUAUAUUGUUAAUGCUCUUGAAGCAGCCUUAUGGGCAUUUUGGUCUGAUGGAAAUUCAUUUGAACGAGGUGCUCUUGCUGCUGUGAAUCUUGGUGAUGAUACUGACACAACAGCUGCCAUAUAUGGACAAUUAGCUGGUGCUUACUAUGGUUACAAAAAACUGCCUCGACAAUGGGUGAAAUAUGUUUAUGCUAAGAAGUUUAUGUUAAACUUGAGCAGUUGGAUUGCUUAUGAAGGACAAAUGUGGGAGCCAUCAGAAACUUUACCUGCAGAUAUGCAAUCAUCGCCAUAUCCAGGUGAAACGAGUAAUAGAAUAGCUGUAUAUGAGGCGAACUUGAAUAUGUACACCUCCCGGAGAGGCGCAGCUGCUUCUAUGGUUCGUUCACCGGAACAUGAUGAAACAUUUGAUGAAGAAAAAUACGAGAAUCCAAGAAAACUUCGUUUUAUUCAACCAGAUGCUUCUGCGAACCAUGUGAUUUCGCCAUCAGCGCUGCCGAUGAAUAAAGAAACAGUUAAACAUAAUAAUAUGACCUCGCAUUUUAAUUCUGAACCUGAAUAUGAGGAAGCGAUUAAUGAAGCACGUCUCCACAGACCGACGUUGAAUACAUGUUCUUCAACAACUGAACCAUGUGUUCACUCAGUUAAUACGAUUCAUCAUUUCGAAAAAGCACCACGUGACAAUGGCAAGUAUAAAUUGGCGCUGCGGGGCACAAAAUCAAUUAACUCUACAGAUGAACACAUUCCAUCAACCCGGAUAGCUUUGAAUAAAAGGCCUUCUGACCAAGAUGAUAGGCUUUCAAAAGUCCUCGCUGAACAACAUUCUCCGGAAAAAAAUGUCGAAUCUUUUGAAAAUAUCACAUAUUCAAACCGAGCCGGACCACGAAAUCCAACACCGAUAAAUCAUUCCAAUGUGAAUAAACAUGGUGACCUUAUAGCACCAGAACAAAGCUGCCUUCCACAAGACACAGCUUCUCUUUCACAAUCUUUUGUAAGGUACCCCAAAUGUGCAUCACAGAGAGUGAAUACAUCUCAAUUUCAUGUAACCGAAGCUCCUACAAGAGAAUCGCGUCUUGUUCGACCAAUAUCCAAUGUUUCUCAUUCCCAAGUUACCACUGAUAAGCAAACUAAGGACAAUCAGUUAUCACCGAAACCAGCAGCUGAGUUGGCAACUCCACCACAAGCAAAAAUUAAACCAAGAAAACAAUCACGCUCGAGAAAAACAAUGGAUACAGGCUCACUUGACUUAAUGUCUAUUUACCGAGGACAUAAUGACAAGUACAAUAAUAGUAAAUAA
Rotaria sp. Silwood2 is the source of this 1797-nucleotide messenger RNA. The record is from the annotation of a GenBank genome assembly. NCBI's taxonomy places the organism in Eukaryota, Metazoa, Rotifera, Eurotatoria, Philodinida, Philodinidae.